CAGAUUCAAUAGUUACAGCUGCCAUCGGUGGGCAGGACAACUUGCAGUGGAGGCCACCAACGAAAUUGAUACAAAAUAAUACACAAAGUAGAAUUUGUCCAUUCUUCCUUCCCAGCAAUCUUUGAUUUUUUGGUUUAGCAAGAAAAAGACUUGAGUUGAGCAUCCGGUUAAAGUUUGUCAAUGAUCACUAAACCAGCAGACCAAGUAGAUUGAGUGGAGCCUCCCUUUCCCUUUGAAGUUUUGUUGCCAAUGAUCGGGAUAGGAUGAAUAGAACCUCUCUCUCUCUCUCUCUCUCUCUCUCUCUCUCUCUCUCUCUAUUGAUGGUUGAGCACUGCAGGUGGAGCAUCAGAUCCUCUUGUUGAGAUUAGAAUUAAUUUAAUUUUAAUUGUCAUCGUUACAGCUGAUGCAAAUUCUUAAAAAAGGUAAGAGACUUCAGCUGAUGCCUUUUCUCUCUUAUGUAUAUUCAAAUUCGUAGAAACCCAGCUGCAAAUGAUCAUCUCUUCUAUUGAUCCUAUUCCUACCCCUCCUUGCGCGUCCCUGAUAGCACACUGUAUCAGAACCCGAAACCUCAGGCUGGGGAAGAUCCUGCACUCAUACCUUAUCAAAACCGCGCUCGCUCUCGACGUCUUCCUGGCCAAUCGUCUCGUAGACAUGUACUCGAAAUGCGAGUCUUUGGGUUGUGCCCAGAAGGCUUUUGAUGAUCUUCCGACCAAAAACACGCAUUCAUGGAACACGAUCAUCUCGGCUUACUCUCAGAUGGGGCGUUUUGAUAGAGCACACCACUUGUUUGAUGAGAUGCCUGAGCCAAACCUUGUUAGCUACAAUUCGUUGAUUUCUAGUCUAAGCCACCAUGGGUUUUACAAGGAAUCAAUAGCUGUCUUCAGAAGACUGCAGAACGAGUAUAAUGGGGUGGUUAUGGAUGAGUUCACGGUGGUUAGUGCAGUGGGCAGUUGUGCAUGUUUGGGUGCAUUGCAGUUAUUGCGCCAAGUUCAUGGAGUUGCUUUGGUGAUUGGUGUGAGAUUUAAUGUUGCAGUAUAUAAUGCUUUGAUUGAUGCUUAUGGGAAAUGUGGGAUUCCUGAUAACUCGUUUUUUAUUUUUAGUCAGAUGGUGGAAAGGGAUGUUGUGUCUUGGACUUGCAUGCUUGUCGCUUAUGCCCGGGCAUCAAGAUUGGCAGAUGCUUGUAGGGUUUUUGAUCAAAUGCCCGUCAAGAGCACGGUUACUUGGACUGCUUUGAUUGCAGGGUUUGCCCAAAAUGGGCAUCCUGAUGAAGCCCUAGAUCUCUUCAGCCAAAUGCAGGAAGAAAGUAUCCAGCCUAAUGCUUUUACGUAUGUUAGUGUUCUGAGUGCUUGCGCAGAUGUUGCAUUUCUUGACAGAGGGAAACAGCUUCAUGGAUUCAUUAUUAGGAGUAAUAGUGGUGGAGACAAGUUUAAUUUGUAUCUAUUCAAUGCUUUAAUUGACAUGUACUGCAAGUGUGGAGACAUGAAAUCUGCUUGGACAUUAUUCAAGGGGAUGCCCAGAAAGGAUAUUGUUUCUUGGAACUCCCUAAUAACUGGAUUUGCUCAAAACAAGAAUGGCCGUGAAUCACUUGUCCUAUUCAAGAAGAUGGUAGAAGCAGGAAUAAAACCUAAUCAUGUCACAUUUCUUGGCGUGUUAUCUGCCUGUAGUCACGCAGGUCUGGUAGAUGAAGGACUCCAAGUUUUGGAAUCGAUGGAAAGGUAUUAUACUAUAAGCCCAAGAUCAGAUCACUACACUAUGUUGAUUGAUUUGCUUGGAAGGAAAAACAGACUUGAGGAGGCAACGGAGCUAAUAGAGAGAGCUCCAAAAGGAUUGAAUCAGGUUGGGAUGUGGGGUGCGCUUUUGAGUGCCUGUCAGAUCCAUGGCAAUUUGGAUCUUGCUUGUAGGGCAGGCGCAACUUUGUUGGAGUUGGAACCUAAAAACGCUGGAAGACAUGUUAUGCUGUCUAACAUAUAUGUCGCUGCAGGAAAAUGGGAUGAUGCUCGGAAAGUGAGAGUGCUAAUGGAGACGAAGGGUUUGACUAAGGAAGCUGGUAAUAGUUGGAUUGAGGUGAGGAGUACGAGACACCACUUUGUCACCAAAGACAGGUUCCAUUACAGGAUAGGGGAGAUAUAUGAGUUACUUCACAAACUAGCAGAUCAGAUGAAGGGUGCUGGAUAUCUUCAUGACAUUGUAUUUUCUCCUGAAGAUGUUGUAAUAUCCUGAUCUUAUUGGAUGUACAAAUUUGCAAUUGCAAGGGGAUCUGCUCAAACAUACUUGAAAUCAUUUACUGGGAAACGCAAUUGGAAUGCUAUUAGAAAGCUUAUGAGAAAUCAAGUCCUUUUAACUA
This is a messenger RNA of Diospyros lotus (date-plum), 2344 nucleotides long. RefSeq names its product pentatricopeptide repeat-containing protein At2g13600-like. Gene Ontology annotation, molecular function: protein binding; RNA binding. Gene Ontology annotation, biological process: RNA modification. The record is from RefSeq and is a predicted model, not a curated record. The transcript has a single exon. NCBI's taxonomy places the organism in Eukaryota, Viridiplantae, Streptophyta, Magnoliopsida, Ericales, Ebenaceae. Bases 490 to 2220 code for a protein of 576 amino acids.